AUGAGUCAGCCAGCUGGAGGCGUUGGAUUGCACUCUCGACAACAUCGCAAACUCCCAGGACGACUCGGCCUCGAUAGCAUUGCCCGCCUUGGACUCGCUCAACCAUUCGGGGGGCCCCUCGAAAUAUGCAAGGUAGAAUUGAAGCAACUAGAACUCAAGUUGGCCCCAGCACAAGGUCGCCUCAAGCAGGUUGGGCGAGUUUUAAUCUGGCCUCUCAAGGAGAAGGAUGUCCAGAAGACCCUUGGUACCUUAGCCCGCCAGCGGGGACUUUUCCAGCUUGCUUUAACAGCGGAUCAGACCACUAUCACCUUAGCAAUAAAAAACGUCACAUCCAGGACCGAAGAGACUUUGGUCACUUUGACCGAAAGACUUCAAACUGUGGCCAGAAAGCAGAGGAUCGCACAGAUUUUCGGAUGGCUAGCGGCGCCAGACCCAUCUUCAAACCAUAUUAAAGCCUGUCAGACCAAACAGCGGGAGACGGGACGUUGGUUUCUAGAAAGUUUGAACUACAUCAACUGGAGGAACCAAAGAGCAUCAUUUCUUUGGCUUCAUGGAAUCCCUGGCUGUGGUAAAACUGUACUAUGCUCUACCAUCAUCGACGACAUUGCUCCCACGUGCCAGACGAAUGCUCACAGCAUUCUAGCGUUUUACUAUUUCGACUUCAACGAAAUCAAGAAACAGACUUGCGAGGGUCUCGUGCGCUCGCUAGUUACUCAGCUAUUUGGUCAAUGUUCAGAGAGUUCAAAGACAAUGGAGGCACUUUUCAUGGAAUGUGGCGAAGGUCAGAGGAAACCGACCACUAAAAGUUUGGCUCAAGCUUUGAGAGAACUCACUGAGCAGUUCAAGGAGAUUUACUUCAUUGUGGACGCACUCGAUGAGUGUGUAGAUAUACCAGCAGUGAUUUCAUUGAUUGAUGAGAUUCGUGGCUGGCAGAAUCAAAAUCUGCACAUCCUCGUCACAAGCCGAAAAGAGAUAACUAUAGAGAAAGGAUUUCGACUCUUAACCACUGACCAGGUCCAGAUUCAGAACCAUCUCGUGGAUGCCGACAUAAAGCUGCUCGUUCGCGAAUGUCUUCGCGGUGAUCCUGAAUUGAGUCAAUGGUCUGAAGAUAUUAAACUCGACGUUGAGAAGACCCUAUACGAAGGCUCCAAGGGAAUGUUUCGUUGGGCUGUCUGUCAAUUAGAUACCUUGCGUAAGUGCAUCAAGCCAUCCGCCCUCCGGAAAGCUUUGGCUUCGCUUCCAAAAACGUUAGACGAUACUUACGAGCGUAUACUGUGCAACAUCGACGAAGACCAUGCUGAAGACGCCUUGAAAGUUUUGCAGUGGCUUGCUUUUUCUGCGAGACCACUGGAAUUAAAAGAAAUCGCCGAAGCUACUGCAAUAACACUGGACGAUCUACCUAGAUUCGAUCCUGAAGAUCGACUCCGUCACCCCACAGAUAUCCUAGCCAUCUGCUCUAGUCUGAUAUCUGUAUCGACUAGACCCAUCGGCUUAUCUUUCAAGUCAUCAUUAAGGGGAGGCUCUUCUCUCCCGCAACCAUUGCCAGAGCUGGUGUCCACAUACGAAAAUACCUACUUCCAUGCUAGCCGGCCGAAGGGGGAUACGAGCUCGUCUGGUAGUAUCUCUUUAGAGCAUGGUUCCACUUUUCCAUCUGGUGUGCCAGAGCGAGUGUCUGUAGUCGAAGAUGCCCGUUCUGCUGACAGCCGGUCAGAAACAGAAUCUUCGGACGAGCAUGAGCAAGACUAUCCUCGUCACUAUGAGGUACGCUUGGCGCACGACUCCGUCAAAGAGUAUCUCGUCUCGGAGCGAAUCAAAACAGCCAGAGCGGCUUUCUACAGCAUCAGUGAAGCCUCCACAAAUGUUUUUCUAGCCAGAUCAUGCCUUGCUUAUCUAAUGCACUUCAAACAACCACUGAGUGACUCUACAGCUGAGUAUCUGUCCGAGUAUCCUCUACUCCGGUACUCUGCCCAAGAGUGGGAGUUUCAUGUCAGCGGUUCCGGAGAUCUGAACCGCGAUACUCGUAUCAUUUCUAUCUUGAAGGAAUUCUUUCUCGCCCAAAACUUUUCCUUCGCCAACUGGCUAAUCGUGCCUUUCGGCCCCUAUUUUGGCAAUUUUCAAGUCAUGGAAGAGACAGCAGACGAUGGCGCAGACCUCAAACUGGAGGGGCGCCUUUAUCACGCAUCUAGACUUGGCCUACUCGAUAUUUGCAAGAUACUUCUAGAGCAAGGAGUGAGUGCAGACCCUCCCACCGAGUCCACUACCGGCCUGGUGAAAAGUCUGAGCACUCCUCUCCAAGUUGCAGCGGACAAGGGGCACGAGGGCGUGGUCCGAUUGCUGCUCGACCACGGUGCAAAUGUCAAUCAGCGUAGUGUCUACGCCUCCACGCUAGACUACGCAGUGAUGGAAGGUCGGGAGUCGAUCGUACGGCUCCUCCUGGAAAGGGGCGCAAAAAUCACCAUUGAGGCAGCCUCGGCUUAUUACGGUCUGAGGGGCCUUGCUUCCUUGGUUCUCGCUGCUCGUGCCGGCCGCGUUGGCAUUGUAAAGUUGAUACUCGACAACGGAACAUACCCGAGGGCGAGAGAGUCAUACAGUGAAGCCUACCAAGAGGCGAUCACGCAAGGUCAUCAGGUGGUCGCAGAUCUUUUGCUAGAGUAUGGGGCAGAUCCGGACUAUUUCACUGGGAUCAAUGACUCAGAUGGCUCAGAUGACGAGUACUUUGACAUCGAAAUAGGAAUGAGAUCUCGAGAUGGGCAAGGAGAAGUGAAAUCUAUCUGA
This is a messenger RNA of Letharia columbiana, 2775 nucleotides long. RefSeq lists its product as uncharacterized. NCBI's taxonomy places the organism in Eukaryota, Fungi, Ascomycota, Lecanoromycetes, Lecanorales, Parmeliaceae. The coding region runs from base 1 to 2775 and encodes 924 amino acids. The transcript is spliced from 3 exons. Gene Ontology annotation, molecular function: protein binding. The record is from RefSeq and is a predicted model, not a curated record.